AGUUCCAGCUUGCCUGCGGUUGGGAGUACCUUCGCUCGACGUACCAAAGCAUCUACAUGUUCGGCGUCACGAUCGGGGCGCCGUUCAACGGGGUUCUGGCCGACAGGUACGGGCGUAAGAUGACCAUGGCCGUGGGUUUUGUCGCCUACUCCGCCCUGGCCAUCGGCUCCUGCUGGAUCCCCAACCUCUCGGCUCUCCUGCUCUCGCGCUUUCUCAUGGGCGCCGUCGACCCCACGAUACUGAAGACGGGAUAUAUACUAGGCAUGGAGGUCGCGGAUCCCAAGUGGCGCAUGCAUAUCGGCAUUGCAUUGUUUCUGCCAUGGGCGCUUAGUCUCAUGGCGUGGGGCGGGUUCGCUUACCUCGUCCGGGAAUGGCGGAUGCUUCAGCUGACCGUGUCUUUGCUGUGUCUGGCCUUCUUGCCUACUCUGUGGUUCAUGGACGAGUCGCCUCGGUGGCUGGCCGUGAGGGGGCAGCACCGGCGCGCCCUCCGAGUGCUGCAGAGGGCCGCCAGGUGGAACGGGGUCGCCCUGCCCCCCGAGGACGAGCUUCUGCUCCUGCUCAAGGACGGAGUCAAGGACGAGGCAAUGGUACGCCCGCACCAAGACGCCCGCGCCCACACCGCGAGAGGCUGGUUCAGAAGGCGUUUGGAUGAAGCAUUUAUUCUUUUCAGAACCCCCCGCCUUCGCACCAUCACCCUCAGCCUGUACACCAACUACCUACUGGUGGGUGCUGUGUACUUCGGCCUCUCGCUCAGCGGCGGCGACCUGAGCUCCGACCCGUUCCUGUACAUGGUGCUGACGGGGGUCGUGGAGCUGCCGGCCUACACGCUGGUCAUCCCCCUGGUGGCUCGCUACGGCAGGAGGGCUCCCGUUGUCGCCUUCUUCUUCAUGGGCGCCGUGGCUCUUCUCGCACUGCCCUUCGUGCCCACGGGUAGUGGGGAAUCGAUGACCUUAGCGCUUAUGGGGAAGAUGAGUAUCGCUUCGGCCUUCCAGAUCCUCGACUUUUACUCCUCAGAGCUC
Molecule: messenger RNA, 1019 nt
Organism: Penaeus vannamei (Pacific white shrimp)
Lineage: Eukaryota; Metazoa; Arthropoda; Malacostraca; Decapoda; Penaeidae
Source: RefSeq, a predicted model, not a curated record